AUGGCCACAGACUUCAAAUCCUUACCAGUCAUCGACAUUUCUCCUCUACUACUCAAGUGUGAUGAUCCCGACAUGGCAGAAGAUACCGGCGUGCUUGAAGUUGUCCGGCAACUGGAUAAAGCUUGUCGGGACGCCGGAUUCUUCUACGUGAUAGGGCAUGGAAUUUCGGAGAGUCUUAUCAGUAAAGUCAGAGAGAUCACUCGUGAGUUCUUCAAGCUUCCUUACGAAGAGAAACUUAAGAUCAAGAUGACUCCAGCUGCUGGAUACAGAGGAUAUCAGAGAAUUGGAGAAAAUGUAACCCAGGGAAAACCAGAUAUUCACGAAGCCAUUGAUUGUUACAGAGAGUUUAAGCAGGGGAAGUAUGGUGAUACAGGAAAAGCCAUGGAAGGGCCAAACCAGUGGCCAGAGGAUCCUCAAGAGUUCAAAGAAUUGAUGGAAGAGUAUAUUAAGCUCUGCACAGAUCUUUCUAGAAAGAUCUUGAGAGGAAUUGCAUUAGCUCUUGGUGGAUCACCUUAUGAGUUUGAAGGAAAGAUUGCUGGAGAGCCUUUUUGGGUGUUUCGUCUUAUCGGCUAUCCAGGUGCUCCCUUCGCAAAUGGCCAGCCUGAAAAUGAUAUCGGAUGUGGAGCUCACACUGACUAUGGCUUGUUAACUCUUGUAAACCAAGAUGAUGACAAGACUGCUCUCCAGGUGAGAAACUCGGGAGGCGAUUGGAUAUCAGCCGUUCCCAUACCUGGAUCAUUUGUGUGCAACAUCGGAGACAUGUUAAAGAUACUUUCAAACGGAGUUUAUGAAUCCACACUUCAUAGAGUGAUCAAUAACUCUCCUCUAUACCGUGUCUGCGUUGCAUUCUUCUACGAGACGAAUUUUGACGCGGUGGUGGAGCCAUUGGAUAUUUGUAAAGAGAAGUAUCCUGCAGAGGAAGGAUCAAAAGUUUUCAAAAGAGCCGUCUAUGGAGAGCAUCUUGUGAGCAAAGUCCAAACCAACUUUGCAAUGUAA
Messenger RNA from Microthlaspi erraticum, 996 nucleotides. Lineage: Eukaryota; Viridiplantae; Streptophyta; Magnoliopsida; Brassicales; Brassicaceae. The record is from the annotation of a GenBank genome assembly.